Molecule: messenger RNA, 3110 nt
Organism: Acanthochromis polyacanthus (spiny chromis)
Lineage: Eukaryota; Metazoa; Chordata; Actinopteri; Pomacentridae
Exons: 4
Coding region: 924-3110 (728 amino acids)
Source: RefSeq, a predicted model, not a curated record
UUUUCAGACAAGGAAACAAUAUUUUUUGGUGCCCGUAAAUGAGGACAACAGGAGACUCCAUUAACAACAACAACAAUAAUAAUAGUGAUAAUAAUAAUAAUCCUAUUAACAGGUGAAUGUGGUCAGAUCUGGACUGUUGCUUCCUCCGCCUCCAUCCUUCCUCAUCUUUAUUUCGUCUUUCUUCAUCUCCAGCCUGCUGAUGUGCUUCCUGAUGAUCCAGGAGCAUGAGAAGACCUCUGUGGUCUUCAGCUUUCCAACGUUACAGCACCAGCAGACGUUUCCCUUCUUCUGAACUGUGAAAAAGCACAAGAAGGGAGAAAAUCCUGCAAACAAACUAAAUCAUUCCAGUUUUUUUCAAUCUUACUUUCUCAGAUUAUUUUAUCAGCUGAUCUUUUUUGUUCCCCACUGAAGAAGAUUUCAGAUUAUUAUCAUUAUUAUUAUUAUUAUUAUUGUUUUAUUAUUGUCUUUGAGUCGAUACACAACCAGGUUUUCACACACUGCCUAAAAGCACACCACCAUGUUUAUCACAAACACUUGUUAUUAUUGCUGGUAUUGAGGAUUGUUCCUCAUGGAGGCUGGUUCUACGCUCAAAGGAAGUGUGUUUGCUGGUUCGUAGUUCCUGUAAAGUCCUCUGUGUGGUGAUGGACUCGUCGGUUUGGUUCUGCUGGUCCUGUCUCCAUGUAUGGUCAGUGGUCGGUUCUCCUGAAAUCACUUCUCAGCCGUUUGGUCUUCUGCUGUUUGGAGCCCAGCUGUCCUCAGUCCGUCACUCUGAAGCUCCUUUCUGAUCAGUUCCACCUGAACUCAGUGAUGUUCUUCUGUUAGAUGAAAGCAGGCGAGUUCAGAGAAUGAAGGAGAACUCAAGAACUCUGCUGGAAUCCUGAGACACUGGAGGAACCUGGUAGACUUAAAGAGUCCACAUCUAGAUGGAGGUCUGGAUGGAUGUUCUGAUGGACGUCUGGGUGGAUGUUCUGAUGGAGGUCUGGAUGGAUGUUGUGAUGGAGGCCUGGAUGGAUGUUGUGAUGGACGUCUGGAUGGAUGUUCUGAUGGACGUCUGGAUGGAUGUUGUGAUGGAGGUCUGGAUGGAUGUUGUGAUGGAGGUCUGGGUGGAUGUUGUGAUGGAGGUCUGGGUGGAUGUUGUGAUGGACGUCUGGAUGGAUGUUCUGAUGGACGUCUGGAUGGAUGUUGUGAUGGAGGUCUGGGUGGAUGUUGUGAUGGACGUCUGGAUGGAUGUUCUGAUGGACGUCUGGAUGGAUGUUGUGAUGGAGGUCUGGAUGGAUGUUGUGAUGGAGGUCUGGAUGGAUGUUGUGAUGGACGUCUGGAUGGAUGUUCUGAUGGACGUCUGGAUGGAUGUUGUGAUGGAGGUCUGGAUGGAUGUUGUGAUGGAGGUCUGGAUGGAUGUUGUGAUGGACGUCUGGAUGGAUGUUGUGAUGGAGGUCUGGGUGGAUGUUGUGAUGGAGGUCUGGAUGGAUGUUGUGAUGGAGGUCUGGGUGGAUGUUGUGAUGGAGGUCUGGAUGGAUGUUGUGAUGGAGGUCUGGAUGGAUGUUGUGAUGGAGGUCUGGAUGGAUGUUGUGAUGGACGUCUGGAUGGAUGUUGUGAUGGAGGUCUGGAUGGAUGUUGUGAUGGAGGUCUGGAUGGAUGUUGUGAUGGACGUCUGGAUGGAUGUUGUGAUGGAGGUCUGGGUGGAUGUUGUGAUGGAGGUCUGGAUGGAUGUUGUGAUGGAGGUCUGGGUGGAUGUUGUGAUGGAGGUCUGGAUGGAUGUUCUGAUGGACGUCUGGAUGGAUGUUGUGAUGGAGGUCUGGAUGGAUGUUGUGAUGGAGGUCUGGGUGGAUGUUGUGAUGGAGGUCUGGGUGGAUGUUGUGAUGGAGGCCUGGAUGGAUGUUGUGAUGGAGGUCUGGGUGGAUGUUGUGAUGGAGGUCUGGAUGGAUGUUCUGAUGGACGUCUGGAUGGAUGUUGUGAUGGAGGCCUGGAUGGAUGUUGUGAUGGAGGUCUGGGUGGAUGUUGUGAUGGAGGUCUGGAUGGAUGUUGUGAUGGAGGUCUGGAUGGAUGUUGUGAUGGAGGUCUGGGUGGAUGUUGUGAUGGACGUCUGGAUGGAUGUUCUGAUGGACGUCUGGAUGGAUGUUGUGAUGGAGGUCUGGAUGGAUGUUGUGAUGGAGGUCUGGGUGGAUGUUGUGAUGGAGGUCUGGAUGGAUGUUGUGAUGGAGGUCUGGGUGGAUGUUGUGAUGGAGGUCUGGAUGGAUGUUGUGAUGGAAGUCUGGGUGGAUGUUGUGAUGGAGGUCUGGAUGGAUGUUCUGAUGGACGUCUGGAUGGAUGUUGUGAUGGAGGCCUGGAUGGAUGUUGUGAUGGAGGUCUGGGUGGAUGUUGUGAUGGAGGUCUGGAUGGAUGUUGUGAUGGAGGUCUGGGUGGAUGUUGUGAUGGAGGUCUGGGUGGAUGUUGUGAUGGAGGUCUGGGUGGAUGUUGUGAUGGAGGUCUGGGUGGAUGUUGUGAUGGAGGUCUGGAUGGAUGUUGUGAUGGAGGUCUGGGUGGAUGUUGUGAUGGAGGUCUGGGUGGAUGUUGUGAUGGACGUCUGGAUGGAUGUUGUGAUGGAGGUCUGGAUGGAUGUUGUGAUGGAGGUCUGGGUGGAUGUUGUGAUGGACGUCUGGAUGGAUGUUGUGAUGGAGGUCUGGAUGGAUGUUGUGAUGGAGGUCUGGGUGGAUGUUGUGAUGGAGGUCUGGGUGGAUGUUGUGAUGGAGGUCUGGGUGGAUGUUGUGAUGGACGUCUGGAUGGAUGUUGUGAUGGAGGUCUGGAUGGAUGUUGUGAUGGAGGUCUGGGUGGAUGUUGUGAUGGAGGUCUGGGUGGAUGUUGUGAUGGACGUCUGGAUGGAUGUUGUGAUGGAGGUCUGGAUGGAUGUUGUGAUGGAGGUCUGGGUGGAUGUUGUGAUGGAGGUCUGGGUGGAUGUUGUGAUGGAGGUCUGGGUGGAUGUUGUGAUGGAGGUCUGGAUGGAUGUUGUGAUGGAGGUCUGGGUGGAUGUUCUGAUGGAGGUCUGGGUGGAUGUUCUGAUGGAGGUCCACUCCAGUCCAGAUUUAAUUGGAGCUUUUUUCCAUCAGAGUCUUUCUCUUGUCUACAGUUGUUGA